Molecule: messenger RNA, 737 nt
Organism: Zea mays
Lineage: Eukaryota; Viridiplantae; Streptophyta; Magnoliopsida; Poales; Poaceae
Exons: 1
Coding region: 21-581 (186 amino acids)
Molecular function (GO): enzyme inhibitor activity
Source: RefSeq, marked validated
UUUACCUAACAGAAUAAACUAUGGGGCAAGCCUACCCACGGCUUGUCCUCCUCGCCCUCGUGGCGUUGUUGUCUGCCGGCCUCUUCCCGCAGGCGUUAGGGAACGGCAAGGGCAAGGUGCAUGGCGGCGGUGCCGUCAACCCGCUGGUUGCCGGCAUCUGCUCUCGCGCCCCAUUCCCAGAGGUUUGCACGGCCACAGCCGGGCGCCAUGCAUCCAAGUACCCGGUCAUCGACAAUUUGGCCGUGCUGAACAUGCAGGUGGCCGCGUUCGCCAAGCGCACAGCGCAGGCGCGGAAGCACGUCGCGGUGGCGGCCCGCACUAUUCCACCGCCGCAGGCACAGGCCCUCAGGACCUGCGACACGAUGUACAUGAACACGCAGGACGCCAUCGGCGCGGCACAGCGAGCCAUCGCGUUCAAGGACACGGGCACCGCGAAGAUCAUGCUGCAGCUCGCUGUCCAGGACUUCGACUCGUGUGACCGUCCGUUCACCCAUGCCGGUGUCCCCAACCCCAUGGGUAAGUUCGAUAAGGAGCUCAGCCAGAUGGCCAACAACUGCAUGACGCUUGCAAACAUGAUAUGAAUCAUAUGCGGCCGGGGACGACUGUUUGGCAUGUUCUUACACUCCAGCAUGAGGUGGCGGCGCGCCGCAAGCAGGGAAUGCUUGGACAUGAUGAGCACUUGGUUUUCAUUUAAGAAUUCAUUGAAAUUACGAGUUACGUUGAGCAAACUCUGUGUA